This is a messenger RNA of Jatropha curcas, 1362 nucleotides long. The record is from RefSeq and is a predicted model, not a curated record. NCBI's taxonomy places the organism in Eukaryota, Viridiplantae, Streptophyta, Magnoliopsida, Malpighiales, Euphorbiaceae.
AUACUAAAAUUCUAGAGGCCCUUCCAACUUUAGCAGAAAGCCUCCAGACUCCUAUAGCUUAUUCUUCUCUAUUCUCCUCCUUAUUAUUUCCCUCUCCUAUUGCGGCGCCUUGCAUUUCCUUGUUUCUAACUCUCUGAACUGUAAGCUCUCUGUUUCUCUACCUCCUUUUCAAGUUUAUUGUUAUUAUUAUACAUGGCAAAGUACGGAGAAGGUGACAAGCGAUUUUGGAUUGUAUAGAGGAAAGAGCAAAAGACGGGAGCUAACGUUCACAAUUGGGCACUAGCGGAGACGGAAUUGUUUGGAAAUGGUCAAGAAAUUCCUUCUCCCAAAACUUCUCUCUUGGUAUAUCUAUUCUUUGAAUGGGCGAAGGAAUCUUUUAUCAAGAGCAAGAAGCUUGGAGAGGUCGACGGGGAGGCUUAUGUUAACUAUUCCGCAGGGGUUAAGAUCAUCCCUGGAUAUGAAUUGAAAGCGUAAUGCUUAUCCUGGGAAGGUGAAGCUAAAAGACUGAUGGGAAAUCUUUGCUUAAAGCUUGAUGGAUCUGUUGAAAUACCUUAUAUUUUGCGGAUCGAGAACGCCUAACGAGGAUCCGGAAUUAGGGUUUCUGUCAGGAUGAUGGUCCAAUUGGAAUGACAAUUGAAGGAAAAAGCAUGAUGGCAAAAAGGAAAACCAGUGAUCGAAAGAGAAAAUCAGGGUUUAUGUUCAGAGGUAAUGGCAAAGGGAGGUCCUGGUAAGAUGAUAGAAGCCAAAAAGGUUGCACCUAAGGCGCAAUCCGACCUCCAAGAAGGAGCUGGCUCAGCCGAUAGCUUGAGAAGGAGGAAGGUGAGAAAGAGUAAAAAAGGGUUUAAGACUAUAAGUAUGUCAGAGAAGUUUAGUUGCAGAGCUAGAGAUAUGUAUGGAAAUAUUGGAAGCGAUGAGAAUAGAUGGAAAGGAUUUACACAGAGCAAUGCAAAAAUUAGUAAAAGAGGUCGGUGGGUGAAUUUAGUAUUUUUUGAUGGGUCAGUGACAGGCGAAGAAAUGUAGAGUUUGCAAGAUGGGAAGCUGAUUGUGCAAAAACUGGAGGUUUGGGAGUUUGGGCCUGAUGGAGUUGUAAGGCUUACUUGGAGGGAGCCUGAACAAGGGUUAACUGUUGUGAAACUGAUUCAUACUUACAUUCCUGAAGAAGACAGAUAUGGGAAUGCAAACUUGUGGUGGGAGAACUACGAAGAGAGGAUGGCGGGAAUCUCAAUUUUCCAUAAGAUACGGGCAGUUUUUGGUUUUGGCAUAUGAGACACUUUAUUUUUAGAUACCUUCUCUACGAAGCCUAGACUUUUUUUAUGAGAUUAUUUAAUGUUUCUCUCAGCAAUGAAAUCUGAAUGAAUGCAA